AUGAAACUGAUGAUUUUUCUCUCCAUAGCUCAGGACUUGAAUCUCAAGCCACCUCCUGUUCCUGAGGGGGAGUUCUGUUCAUUGAAUUGCCUUCAUGACUUGCACUUCUUUGCUUUAGAUAUAAUCUCUUUUUAUUUUUUAUUUUUGGAUGCUGAAUUGGUUUCCAUCUCCAUUGUGUUCCAGGCAAAUCCAUCUGAUCCCAAGACAUUUCCUUUUAUAUUAUUGGGAAACAAAAUUGAUAUAGAUGGUGGAAAUAGCCGAGUGGUUUCUAAGAAAAAAGCAGAGGACUGGUGUGCUUCGAAAGGAAACAUUCCUUACUUUGAAACAUCAGCAAAGGAGGAUUACAAUGUUGAUGCUGCAUUCCUUUGUAUUGCCAAAACUGCCCUAGCCAAUGAGCAUGAACAAGACAUCUAUUUCCAGGGCAUCCCUGAGGCAGUUUCUGAAACUGAGCAAGGAGGCGGUUGUGCAUGCUGAACUUGAAUAUGGAAUGAUGCAGACUCGGUCCCACCUGAUUGUUCCCUAUUUCUUCAAUUUGUCUUUUUUUUUUUUUUUCGUUUUUUCAUUUGUUGUGAUUUAUAGUCAUUUUUUGCCUUUGAAAUGUUUGAGCUGUUGUCUUGUGUUGCCACUUUAGAAGAAAGCAGUCUUUAUUUUGCUGAACAUGAGCUUUAGUACUUAAAAUUGUAGAGUAGAAAGCCCCAUUGGAUUCAUUCACCAGGAAUCAUUUUCAUCUGUGGUUCGGAAUUGAGAUCCAUUUUUAGUAGGAAAAAUCAUUGCUUUUAAGCUUAAUAUGUAUUUUCUGUACGGUUUAUUUAACUUGUGGAGUUUUAGUUGGAUCGAAUUACAUGUAAUCGAACUCCUAUUCUUUGA
Vitis vinifera (wine grape) is the source of this 867-nucleotide messenger RNA. RefSeq names its product ras-related protein Rab7-like. Gene Ontology annotation, molecular function: GTPase activity; GTP binding. Bases 1 to 474 code for a protein of 157 amino acids. The transcript has 4 exons. The record is from RefSeq and is a predicted model, not a curated record. Gene Ontology annotation, cellular component: vacuolar membrane. Lineage: Eukaryota; Viridiplantae; Streptophyta; Magnoliopsida; Vitales; Vitaceae.